This is a messenger RNA of Euleptes europaea (tarantolino), 999 nucleotides long. RefSeq names its product neuropeptides B and W receptor 2 (gene NPBWR2). Gene Ontology annotation, biological process: neuropeptide signaling pathway. Gene Ontology annotation, molecular function: neuropeptide binding; neuropeptide receptor activity. Gene Ontology annotation, cellular component: neuron projection; membrane. The coding region runs from base 1 to 999 and encodes 332 amino acids. Lineage: Eukaryota; Metazoa; Chordata; Lepidosauria; Squamata; Sphaerodactylidae. The transcript has a single exon. The record is from RefSeq and is a predicted model, not a curated record.
AUGGCAAAUUCCACCGAGAUGAGAGAGGUGCCGGCCACUGGCAACGGAACGAGCAAUAGCUGCACAACAGACAACGCCACCCAAUUCAACUUCACGUCCCAUGAGCAGUCCCCGGACUUCUAUAUCGUCCUCCCUGUGAUCUACUCUGUGAUCUGCGCCGUGGGUCUGACAGGAAACACGGCUGUCAUCUACGUGAUCCUCAAGGCCCCGAAGAUGAAGACUGUCACCAACAUGUUCAUCCUGAACCUCGCCAUCGCUGAUGACCUGUUCACCCUGGUCCUCCCCAUAAAUAUCGCCGAGCACCUUUUGCACUACUGGCCCUUCGGGGAGAUCCUUUGCAAAAUCAUCCUCUCCAUCGACCACUACAACAUCUUCUCCAGCAUCUAUUUCCUCACGGUGAUGAGCAUUGACAGAUUCCUGGUGGUCCUGUCCACCGUCCGGUCGAAGCGGAUGCCCCACCGUACCUACAGGGCAGCCCGUAUCGUCAGCUGCUGCAUCUGGGUCUUGGUGACCCUCAUCGUCUCCCCCUUCUUCAUUUUUGCUAAUGUCUACAAAGAUGGCUUGGACAUCCAGAGCUGCGGUCUCAACUUCCCCAAGCCUGAACGGCUUUGGUUCAAAGCCAGCAGGAUCUACACGCUCAUCUUGGGCUUUGCCAUCCCCGUGUCGACCAUUUGCAUCCUUUACACCAUGAUGCUGUACAAACUGAGGAACAUGCAUUUGAACUCAAAUGCAAAAGCCCUUGACAAAGCCAAGAAGAAAGUCACGGUGAUGGUCUUCGUCGUCCUGGCCGUGUGCCUCUUCUGCUGGACACCCUUCCACCUGGCCACCAUCGUCGCGUUGACCACUGACUUGCCGCAAACCUCUCUCGUCAUUGGCAUCUCCUACUUCAUCACCAGCCUGAGCUAUGCCAACUCGUGUUUGAAUCCGUUCUUGUACGCCUUCCUCGAUGACAGUUUUCAGAAAAGUUUCAGGAAGAUGCUGGAGUGUCAAACUGCUUAA